AUGAUUUUCAACUUUUUAAACAAAGCAUCAAAUAAAACACAUACUAAAUUAUUAUUAUUCUCAUCAAUUAGAAAUAGAAUUUUAAUUAAUAAUAUUAGUUCAACUUCUAAAUGGUCAUCAAUAAACAACAACAACAAACAAUCAUCAGUAUCAAAAACAAAUAUCUUCAUUAUCACCACUCACAAUAAACAACAACAACAAUUAUCAAAAUCAUUUAGUACAAUUAAUAAUAAUACUAAACCAAUAAGUGAUGUUAAUUUAUUUCAUGAUAUUGUAGAUGAAGAAUUUGAAUUAUUUGUUGACAGAUUGGAGAUUUUAUCAGAAGCAAAUACAUGCGAAGGUUUUGAAGUUGAAGGAAAUGAUGGUGUUUUAACAAUUAUUGUUGGAAAUAAAGGAACCUAUGUAAUUAAUAAACAAACUCCAAACAGACAAAUUUGGUGGUCAUCACCAUUGAGUGGUCCAAAAAGAUUCGACUAUGACUCUGUUGAAAAGAGAUGGGUAGAUAAUAGAGAUGGUACUCCACUUAGACAAUUAUUAAAUAGCGAAAUUAAUACACUUUGUAAAUAUGAUAUGGAAAUUUAA
Dictyostelium discoideum AX4 is the source of this 582-nucleotide messenger RNA. RefSeq lists its product as hypothetical. The record is from RefSeq and is a predicted model, not a curated record. The transcript is spliced from 2 exons. Gene Ontology annotation, biological process: iron-sulfur cluster assembly; intracellular iron ion homeostasis. The coding region runs from base 1 to 582 and encodes 193 amino acids. Gene Ontology annotation, molecular function: ferric iron binding; ferroxidase activity. Gene Ontology annotation, cellular component: mitochondrion. NCBI's taxonomy places the organism in Eukaryota, Evosea, Eumycetozoa, Dictyosteliales, Dictyosteliaceae.